Megalops cyprinoides (Indo-Pacific tarpon) is the source of this 1171-nucleotide messenger RNA. It is a transcript of the gene st6galnac3, whose product is annotated as ST6 (alpha-N-acetyl-neuraminyl-2,3-beta-galactosyl-1,3)-N-acetylgalactosaminide alpha-2,6-sialyltransferase 3. Gene Ontology annotation, biological process: oligosaccharide metabolic process; ganglioside biosynthetic process. Lineage: Eukaryota; Metazoa; Chordata; Actinopteri; Elopiformes; Megalopidae. The record is from RefSeq and is a predicted model, not a curated record. The coding region runs from base 179 to 1099 and encodes 306 amino acids. Gene Ontology annotation, molecular function: alpha-N-acetylgalactosaminide alpha-2,6-sialyltransferase activity. The transcript has 5 exons.
AAAAAAAGGGAAAGAGAGCACGAAUAACGGAACGAUACAGGAUUUAUGGAAAUGCGUAUCGUGACAACGCUGAACAUGCGUGGAGGUUAUGCAUAAAUAAGAUAAAAACAAACAGAAAGUGGCACCGGGUCCGGGGGAGAAACGGGAAUUUUACGAUUGUUUCAACUGGAAGCUGAAGAUGGCCUGGAUGUGGAAGAAGAAGUCCGUCAUCGCCACCAGUCUGAUAGUGGCCGUCUCGCUCUUCGUGGUGGUGGUGAACUAUGCUGAGAAGCCCUACGUGCUGCUGCAGCCGGUGUUCGGACAAACCUUCAGCAGCCGCUGGGUCUUCUCCCGCCAACAGCACAAGGCCUACAAGCCCCACCCAGGCUAUGUCAGCAUCCCAAAACAGGAGCCGCUGAAGCUCAACUGCGAUGUGUGCAGCGUGGUGUCCAGCUCGGGCCAGAUGCUGGGCCGGCAGGCGGGGCCGGAGAUCGACCAGAGCUCCUGCGUGUGGCGCAUGAACAACGCCCCCACCAAGGGCUUCGAGCGGGACGUGGGGCGGCGCACGACGCUGAGAGUGGUGUCGCACACCAGCGUGCCCCUCCUCCUGCAGAGGCAGCAGUACUUCUUCGGCCAGGCCAACGACACCGUCUACGUCAUCUGGGGGCCCCUGAGGAACAUGCGCAAGGACGGCAAGGGCAUGGUCUACAACAUGCUGCGGCAGGCGGUGGACAGCUACCCGCAGGCCCGCAUCUACGUCACCACGGAGGAGCGCAUGAACUACUGCGACAGGGUCUUCAAGGAGGAGACGGGGAAAGACAGGAUACAGUCGGGAUCCUACCUCAGCACCGGCUGGUUCACGCUCAUCCUGGCUAUGGACAUGUGCAAGGAGAUCCGGGUCUACGGGAUGAUCAAUGACACCUACUGCAGGACGGAAGGCUACAGGAAGGUUCCGUACCAUUACUACGAGGCAGGAAGCCGAGACGAGUGUGCGGAAUACCUCCUGCAUGAGAGCGCGCCGUAUGGCGGUCACCGCUUCAUCACCGAGAAGGCCGUCUUUGCCAAAUGGGCCAAAACACACGCCAUCAAAUUCUUCCACCCGGCCUGGCUGGUUUCGUGACCCGGGGCGGGACCCGAGCCCCACGGUGCCAACACUCCAGAACAUCCCAACACCUGCAACAUGCAGCCCCCC